Molecule: messenger RNA, 291 nt
Organism: Paramecium primaurelia
Lineage: Eukaryota; Ciliophora; Oligohymenophorea; Peniculida; Parameciidae
Source: the annotation of a GenBank genome assembly
AUGAUAUUUGAUAUAUUUUAGGAUACAUUCUUUGUUGAUUUUUAGAAUGAUAUGGUAAUGAUAUUUAAUAAUUUUUAGACUUAAGUUGAUUGUGUAAAAGGAUCAAUAUAUUUAGGAAUUUAAUUUUUUAGAAUGCAUGCUGUAGAUAAAUAGAAAUUGUUGAAAUUAAAAGAAGAAUUUUGUUCUUAAAAAUGGUGGGAAGAAUUUAUGUAAAUCUCAUAUAAAUAACUAUUAUUAUUUCAAAUUGACAUGUUACAAUAUUACAAUGCUUAAGAUUUUGUAUAAGUAUGA